Cyphellophora europaea CBS 101466 is the source of this 1110-nucleotide messenger RNA. RefSeq lists its product as uncharacterized. The record is from RefSeq and is a predicted model, not a curated record. Gene Ontology annotation, biological process: mRNA splicing, via spliceosome. The transcript has 2 exons. Bases 1 to 1110 code for a protein of 369 amino acids. Gene Ontology annotation, cellular component: U1 snRNP; U2-type prespliceosome; precatalytic spliceosome. NCBI's taxonomy places the organism in Eukaryota, Fungi, Ascomycota, Eurotiomycetes, Chaetothyriales, Cyphellophoraceae. Gene Ontology annotation, molecular function: U1 snRNA binding; mRNA binding.
AUGACGGACAAACUUCCUCCAGAUCUCCUCCAGCUCUUCCAACCUCGACCUCCUGUUCGCUACCUGCAGCCUCUCGACAAUUCACCGGAAGAGAGAGGGACCAAGGGAUCAGAGCUCUCAGGCAUCGCUGCCUUCCUGGGCGACCUUCAAGAGCACAAGGAAAACGAUAAUUAUGUACCCACUGAAUCAUGGCUGCAGAAACGCGACCGCAAACGCUUGGAGAAGCAGCAGCGAGCAGCCGAAAUGCAGAAGGAGGAUUUCCAGGGCUUCAAACCUUCCGAUGAUCCCAAGAUCAAGGGCGAUGCACUAAAGACUCUGUUUGUCGGCAGGCUAAGCUAUGAUGUGAAAGAGCAAGAUCUGGAACGAGAGUUUGGCAGAUUUGGCCCUGUUGAGAGAAUACGAAUUGUCAAAGAUGAGACUUCACCUAAGUCUAAGAAACCCCACCGUGGCUAUGCGUUCAUUGUUUAUGAACGAGAGCGCGACAUGAAAGCCGCAUAUAAGGAUACAGAUGGCAUCAAGAUCAAGGAUCGCAAAGUUGUCGUCGAUGUCGAGAGAGGUCGUAUGGUGCCUGGCUGGCGUCCACGCAGGUUUGGCGGUGGCCUUGGUGGACGUGGCUACACAAGACUUCCCCCUCCACGACCUACUUUCGGCGGAGGGCCUGGCGGCUAUGGCGGCGGCGGCGGGUUCAGGGGCGGAUUCGGUGGACGAGGAGGGGGUUUCCGAGGAGGCUUCCGUGGCGAUAGGGGCGGCUAUGGCGGUGGUCGAGGAGGUAUUGGCUACCAAGAACGCGGUGGUUUCGCCAAUCGAGCUCCUCCUCCCCCUAACGCUCCCAGUGGGCCUGGUGGUCGCUCCGGCGGCUACGGUGGCGGUGGUGGGUAUGACGACCGACGCAAUGGCUAUGGUGACCGCGACCGCAAUGACCGCAGUGGCAGUGGGUAUGGCCGCGACCGCGACCGUGGCGGCAUUACUGGUAGCAAUCGUGAGCCUGUUGGAAGCCGAGAUCGUGGUUACGAAGACCGAGACCGACGCCGUGACGAUUACGACAGCGGGUCAAGGAAGCGACAUCAUGAGAACGACUACGACGACCCACGGCAACGACGCAGGUACUGA